AUGUUGGCCUCUGAUUCUUCACCAAGAUACCCUCAACAUAUCGAUGCCAUUCCAUAUACGGAUCCUCCAACAAAGCUCCAGACGUUAGAUAUCUGGCUUCCACGACCACAAUCUAAAUCUCCACCAAGUAGCACGAUAUGGAUCAUCUAUAUCCACGGCGGAGCCUGGCGCGACCCUCUCCAAAACUCCGCUACCAUCCACCCCACCAUCCACCACCUCUCUCACUCCACUCAUCCAACCGCUCUCCGCCAUAUCGCAGGCAUAGCAUCUCUGAAUUACCGUCUCUCGCCCUAUCCCCUGCAUCCCACGCAUCCAAGCUCUCCUGACGAUGAAAGCAGGAAUGUCAGGCAUCCCUCGCAUGUACAAGAUGUUGCCUUAGCCCUAAAGUGGCUGCGGAGGGAGUAUGGUAUUGGCGUUGGGGGCGGGGAUGGAGACGGGGACGGGGAAAGGCAAGGGUAUAAAUGGAUUGGUAUCGGACACUCAUGCGGCAGCACGCUUCUGCUGCAACUUUUCUCUCGUAUUGGUGUCUCCCCUCAAGACCUAUAUCUCAGUCGUCCAGCCGCAUUGGUGCUAUUGGCGGGAAUCUACAACAUCCCGCUUCUAGUCCAAAACCAUAGCACUCCUAAGACACCUAAGAACAUUGCGGAAAUAUACAAGGAUAUCGUUACUGGUGCAUUCGGCCCCGAUGUCCGCGUGUGGGAAGGCGCGAGUCCGACGUCGCAUGCACACAGUUUCGGGGAUGAAGGGUGGGGUAAUGGAAGGUUGUUGUUGCUCUGUUGGAGUCCGGAGGAUGGGCUUGUGGAAGGUGAGCAGAUGGAGCGUAUGAGCAGAACUUUGUUGGCAGCUGGAUGGAAGGAUCAGUCAGGUGACAAUUCUAUGCUUGAAAAUCAAAAUGAUAUGGAAGGAGGGGAUAGGAAGAAGAUUUUCGAGUGCCGGAAAUUGGAAGGAGCUCAUGAUGAAGUCUGGCAAGAGGGCGGUCAGAUCGUGCAGUUGAUUGAAGAAGUUGUUGGGAGGAUGCAUGGGUCUGGGGGGCUUGGGACGACUGAAUACUGGCCCUUGAGGUGAGAUUAGGUGUGCAAUGGGAGGGAUAGAGUGAUUUAAGUAGC
Messenger RNA from Lindgomyces ingoldianus, 1106 nucleotides. Its product is annotated as alpha/beta-hydrolase. The transcript has 2 exons. Gene Ontology annotation, molecular function: arylformamidase activity. NCBI's taxonomy places the organism in Eukaryota, Fungi, Ascomycota, Dothideomycetes, Pleosporales, Lindgomycetaceae. The record is from RefSeq and is a predicted model, not a curated record. The coding region runs from base 1 to 1065 and encodes 354 amino acids.